UUUUUAAUUGCUUCUCAUUUAUUUUCUGGUGAACUGAAAGCUUCAGCAUGAUUUAAUGGCACCCAUACGGCACCCAAUAAAAGAGGCCUUGUCAUUCUCGAUAUUGAUUCCUGCUGGUACCAUGUCUUCUAAAGAAAUAAGUGCGUGCAAAGAAAACAGUGGGUGGGUAUGUUCGUUCUAUCAGAUCGGAUACAAUUCGUCAUACUGGCAUUCUAAUAUAAGAUGCAGGAAACAAUUAAAUGAUGGUGAAACAGAACAUUUCCCUGGUGGUCAUAUUGGCUGAGCUACUUUUAGCGGUAGCCUCGAAUGGGGUUUGCUCACCGGGGAGUUGCCAGGCUCACGACAUUUGUGCCAAAGAUAGUGACUGUGCAGCUGAUCUUAAAUGCACGAAUUGCAGUUCUGCGGAUGACAUGAAUUACAGAUGCACCAGGUUUAGUGUCACUGAUCCUGUUUCUCAAGUAGGCGAUCUGCCCUUCAACAGAUAUUCAUGGCUUACAACCCACAACUCCUUUGCAAUUGUUGGAGAGAAAUCCUACACGGGCACCGAACGGAUAACAUUCUGUAACCAAGAGGAUAGUGUGACCAAUCAGCUGAAUAAUGGUGUGAGAGGACUUAUGUUGGACAUGUACGAUUUCGAGAAUGAUGUUUGGCUUUGCCACUCUAAUGGUACCUGCUUCAACGUUACAGCUUUUAUGCCUGCCAUCAUUACAUUGAAAGAGAUUGCGGCAUUCCUGGCAGCCAAUCCAUCUGAAAUCAUCACAAUCUUCAUUGAAGACUAUGUCAAAGCCCCCAAAGGCCUAACCAAAGUCUUCACUGCUGCUGGACUGAUGAAAUACUGGUUUCCAGUCUCAAGAAUGCCCCAAAAUGGCGAGGAUUGGCCCACUGUAAAUGACAUGAUCAGCAAAAACCAGCGCCUCAUUGUCUUCACCUCUCAGUCAUCUAAAGAGGCCUCUGAAGGAAUUGCUUACGAGUGGAAAUAUGUGGUUGAGAAUCAAUAUGGUGAUGAAGGUUUGCUAAAUGGAAGCUGUGUGAAUCGGGCCGAAUCGAAAAACUUGACUUCUAAAAGCCAGUCGCUUUUCUUGGAGAAUUUCUUCCCUACUAUUCCCAGCAUACCAGAGACCUGCAGCGUCAAUUCUGACCGGUUAUCAAACAUGCUUAAUGUGUGUUAUGAGAAAGCAGGCAAAAGAUGGGCUAAUUUUCUAGCAGUGAAUUUCUACAAGAGAAGCUAUGGGGGAGGUGCAUUUCAAGCUGUUGAUAAGCUGAAUGGACAACUCAUCUGUGGCCGCAAUGAUAUUACAGAAUGCCAGGCAAAUGUUACUUCUGGAGUGUGUAAUAACAGAUAUAAUACAAAAGUGAGCCCAAUGGGCAGUGCCUCCACUUAACUUGUAACAGACACCUCUGCAACCCCUCUUCUGUUGGAUGUUCCAUUUUCCUUCCGAUGCUGCUUUUGUUGCCACACCUCAUGAGUCUUUCUUAUUCUUCCAUGAAUAAAGCUCUUGGAAAUUGAAUUUGUAUGUAAUUCUAAUCCCAGAAUGAUUUCCAGCACUUUAUGGCUUGUAGUGCACAUUAGUAGGUUGUAUACAGGCAAACUUUUUGUAGAUUAUAGUUGUCUAUAUCUACCUUACGAUGUUUCCUUCGUUAACCAUUUCCUGUAUUAGCAUUUGAAGGGCAACUUUGCAUCGAUAACAGUCAUGGAAUUCAGCCCAGUGUUCUAUCUGAACCAGAGCAUUCAACUAUUCAACCCUGGUUGCUAGGGGGUCCUUCAAAAUAAUUGGUUAUUUUGUAGUUAUAAGGAAGUAAAAUUAGCUAAGGGUAAACUUUAUUCAAUGUCAAUCUAAAAGGCCAAGCUUUCAAGAUAUUAGUGUACAUUGAAGUUGGGCAUUAUGAUAGAAAUUGGAUGGAUCAUGUUAUGGA
This is a messenger RNA of Cryptomeria japonica (Japanese cedar), 1914 nucleotides long. Its product is annotated as PI-PLC X domain-containing protein At5g67130. Gene Ontology annotation, biological process: lipid metabolic process. The transcript has 8 exons. Bases 240 to 1382 code for a protein of 380 amino acids. Gene Ontology annotation, molecular function: phosphoric diester hydrolase activity. Lineage: Eukaryota; Viridiplantae; Streptophyta; Pinopsida; Cupressales; Cupressaceae. The record is from RefSeq and is a predicted model, not a curated record.